GUUGGCAACGCUGGCUGUAAGCUGUAACCACAAAAACUUAAGCCUAACCUACAACGGUGCUAAAACGUUUGGAUGUUUGGAAAGUAUGGAAAAUAUACUAUUUUUACGAAUUCUGCUGUACUGACUAUUUUUUAAAUUUUCUCAAAAUGUCUGGGUUUAGUGGGGCGCUGCAGUUAACAAACUUGGACGAUUUCAUAACACCCUCUCAAGAAUGCAUCAAACCAGUGCAGGUUGAAAAAAAGAACACUUCUACUGGGUCUAAAAUAAAAAUACAAAAAGAAGGCUACUUUGAGGUAGACGAUCAAGGUGUCAGCUCAAAGUUAGAGAAGGUAACACACCAAAAUGUAUACCAUACACAACUGACAUUGAAAGUGUAAACGGCAACACUGGGUCUGCGCUGACCUCCUGGUCUCGAGACUGGGCCUCUGACUUGAUUCUCCAUCUGAUUAAAGGCCAUAUCGUCAGUCGUUCCUACAUUGUAGGUCGCCUUUGUGUCAACGUCAGCGAUCUCCUAUUGUGAAGUUAUGUUUUCUUUUUGAAAUGUAGGAAAUUAAGGCUGAUAGAACUUGAUUUAAAUCAAAAUCAUGAACAAAAUAUCGCAAAUAGAUACUUGUGAUAUAACCUGAAAAUGGCAAAGUAGAAAACUAUGAAAAUCCAGGAGGCCAUAAAGGCAUCCUACAAUUGUAGAAACAACUGAUGAUACAGCCCUAAAUCACCCACAGCUGGGUGGUGGGCCACCACAUGUCUGAUGUUGCCAUAACAUCCAUUUACAUCUCCUAAUAAUCCUUAUAAUUAUUCAUAUGACAACAGUAUUCUGUAAGUUGGGACUUUCCUUUUCAGAAGCAUCGAUACUUGUUAUGCAUGCCGAUUUCAAACUGCAAAAUUCACUGUGAAGUCACCAUUUGAUCCAAAAAGUUUAUGCUCCAUGAUCCUGUAAAUGUAUUUUGUACAACAUAAAUAAGCCUACACAGCAUCCUAUUGAGAAUGUCCUGGUAAAAAAACCUGAGUAUGCAAAGCACCAUUGCUAUAGGAAUGUGCCAAUCUUGUUUCAAAUCUGAAUAAUAAACGAACAGCUUGGUUUACCUACAUGGCGCAUGUCACCUAGGUUUGAUACAUACCUACUCCUUUUGUUUGCUUUUCUCUAAACCUAUUAUCUUAAGACUGGUUCAUGUGUUACUAGGAACAUUUGCAAAUUUAACUAUAUACCAUAUAAAGAAUAGUAGGAAAAACAUAGGUGAUACUGACACCUAUGAGUAGUAGCAUGGUGAGUGCUUGCAAUUAAUACUUGCUUGAGUAACAUUGAGAUGAAAAUGUAGUUCACAACCUUGUUUGGCUUCUUAUAAGCAGACUCUGUUGUUUAGAGAUACUGUGAAACUAUGGUUUUCAACUGGCAUAGAUAUGGUUAGUAGUACUAUGAUUGGCAAAACUACUCAUAUGUGGCAAUGCCACCUGUGUUUUACGCACAUCACAAUAUUGAGCUUUUUUAGACCCAUAUUUGCUUGUUUGCUUUCAGCCACCUGUCACCAAAUAACUCAGUCUUUAUUGUUUCAAUGACUGCUAAUAAGCAUGAAACAACAAUCUAUAUGGUUGAUUUUGGUCACAGAAACAGAAAGCAAACAGAUCCUAUUCAGUCUAAAGAAAAGUCCCAACUUUAAGAGCAUCUUAUGUAAUACAAAUUGUGACAAUAUUUUGAAUGUACAUAAAGUUUGAAAAGCAAGAAUAAAACAUGUUGCAAGCUCCAACAGAACGUCUCAUCAGCUCACCUUUUGAGCCUUGGCCUCAGUUCACCAAUUUGGGCUCUAUCUUGAAUCCCUGUACAGGGUCAUAGCAGGAUCUCUUCCUUAUUUUGUCUUGAUAAUAUUGGAUAAACAUGGCUUUCUAUAGUCUAAUUAGUCAGUAGUGAAUAAGUAAAAACUGUAUUCUGUAGGUGGACAUUACUCUAGCAGACUGUUUAGCCUGCUCUGGCUGCAUCACCUCAGCAGAAGGAGUAUUGAUCAGCGAACAAAGCCAACAGGAAUUGUUAAAGGUAUUUGAAGAGAACCAGACACUGAAAGCAAAUGGCAAUAUUGAGCAGGCCAAAUGGAUUGUAGUCUCUCUAUCAGUACAACCAGUACUCUCAUUGGCAGCACAUUUCCAACUGUCACCUGAUGAGUGCUUCUCCAAAUUGACUGGAUAUUUGCAGAAACUUGGUGCCGAUGCAGUUGUGGAUAUGACAGUUGCUGAAGAUUUUGCUCUGCUAGAAGCACAAAGAGAAUUUGUGCAAAGAUACAGACUAAAUGCACAGAAACAAAACGUACUUCCUAUGUUAGCAUCAAGCUGUCCAGGCUGGGUAUGUUAUGCUGAGAAAACCCAUGGGAACUUCAUCCUGCCAUACAUAUCCACAACCAAGUCGCCACAACAGAUCAUGGGGUCUAUCAUCAAGCAGUGGGUUGGCAAAACAUUAGGGACGCCGCAGCACCGUCCUAUCUACCACGUGACCGUGAUGCCUUGUUACGACAAAAAAUUAGAAGCGAGCAGGAAGGAGUUUUUUGAUGCGCAGACGGAGUCUCGUGACGUGGAUUGCGUCAUCACGGCCAUCGAAUUACAGCAAAUGUUGCAAGGUGAAGGGCUGUCUUUGGUUGAUGCGCCGGAGGGACGAUUGACGCAACCGUGGAUCCCCGAGGAUGGCCAAGGGGGAGCGGGAGACGGUGAGGUGCGUCUGCGUAGGCAUGUGGGUUCUGGAUCAGGUGGUUACGCGGACCACAUAUUCAAAUAUGCGACCAAAGAAUUAUUCGGGGAAGACGUGUCUCUACCAUUGGAAUAUAAACAACUUCGGAAUCCUGAUUUCAAAGAAGCUACUUUGGAGAAGGAUGGCAAGGUUUUGUUAAAGUUUGCUAUCGUCAACGGAUUCAGGUAGGGUGAUUGAGCACCCUUAUCAUUUAUAGAGCAAAAAACCCCGAAAGCUUCUAUAAAUAUGAGUAUUAAAGUUGACAUUAUGACACUUUAAGAAAUAGAACUAAAGAGGGAAAUUGAGUAAUCAAUAUAGUUGUUAAACGCUUAGGAACAUCCAGAACUUGGUGCAGAAGCUGAAGAAGGGCAAAUCUGCAUACCACUACGUAGAAGUAAUGGCGUGUCCUUCAGGCUGCUUGAACGGGGGAGCCCAAGUGCGACCUAGCAUAGGGAACAGCGUGAGGGAGUUGGUGCUAAGGCUGGAGGGCAUGUACGAAUCGUUGCAACUGGUAACACCAGAGGAGAAUAAGACGGUUGAGGAGUUAUACCACAGAUGGCUGGGAGGGAGGGAAAUGGACAAGGCGGAACACAUGUUGCAUACUACGUACACGGCUGUACAGAAGAUGACUAAUGCGCUCAAUAUUAAGUGGUGAAAGUACAAACUUGUUUAGAAUCUUUGAAGGCGCUUUGGGGCGACAUGUAGGUGGAAGCAGAGGGUAAAAAGCUGUGUGAUUCAUGAGAUUAAGCUUCCGGAAGUAACACUUGAUUUGAGCAUAAACGCCUUUUCUUUUUCACUUUUUCUAUGUAAGGCUCUUUUCUGUGCGGGUGAAUGGAUAUAUUAUCAUUUUAUUUUGAAUGCUUUUUUAAAAAAUUCUCCCACCAUGGCAAGAAGAUUUACAAUAGAGAUGUCAACUUAGAAUUUUUUAAGUUUUAAAUGAUUUUGUGGGUGUAAAUCGUUAUAAAGAGCGAG
This is a messenger RNA of Acanthoscelides obtectus, 3679 nucleotides long. The record is from the annotation of a GenBank genome assembly. Lineage: Eukaryota; Metazoa; Arthropoda; Insecta; Coleoptera; Chrysomelidae.